Pogona vitticeps (central bearded dragon) is the source of this 3554-nucleotide messenger RNA. The record is from RefSeq and is a predicted model, not a curated record. Lineage: Eukaryota; Metazoa; Chordata; Lepidosauria; Squamata; Agamidae.
CCCACUCUUUGUAACGUGGAAGAUUGGUCGAGAUAAGCGAUUGCGUGGAUGUAUAGGUACCUUUUCUGCCAUGAACCUGCAUUCAGGACUCAGGGAGUACACGCUUACUAGUGCCCUUAAAGAUAGCCGAUUCCCCCCAAUGACGAGGGAUGAGCUGCCAAGGCUUUUCUGUUCAGUGUCUCUACUUACUAAUUUUGAAGAUGUCUGUGAUUACUUAGACUGGGAGGUGGGUGUACAUGGCAUUAGAAUAGAAUUCAUCAAUGAAAAAGGAUCAAAACGCACCGCCACGUACUUACCGGAGGUUGCAAAGGAGCAAGGAUGGGACCAUAUUCAGACCAUAGAUUCCUUAUUGAGGAAAGGGGGCUACAAAGCCCCCAUUACAAAUGAUUUCAGGAAAACCAUAAAACUGACCAGGUAUCGUAGUGAGAAGAUGAGCAUGAGUUACACGGAAUACCUUGCCCACCGACAGCACCACCACUUCCCGAACGGCCUGGGCCACGGCCUUCCGCCCUACAACCAUUAUUCCUGACACUGAGACGCAUGACCAGUCCCUCCAGCUCUCUGCAGACCUCUUCCCAGGAGACCCCACCCCCUCUUGGUCUAGCUAUCUCUAUUACUGCACCAUUUUAUGAUGAUAGUUUCCGUUGCCAUGAUGACGCUUCUCUGUGGCAAGCGAAGUUCACCAUGGCAACGGGUGGAAAUGCUGCAUCAUUACAGAGUACCCCUCUCAAAUUUUUUUUUAAAAAACCAACAAAAUACCUUAGUAUUAUGUCACUGUGGGCUUUAUUGGGAUUUUUCUUUCUUUUUUUUGGCAGCAAAAAAAAACCUCUUGGGAUUUUUUUUAAUAUGAAAUUUAAAUUUGUACUUCAGAAACACUGAAUUAUAUCAAUCAAGGUUUUCUGUGCAACUGUGGAUGGAAGGAAUUUUUUUAAAAAUAAUGCUUACAGAUUUGGGCUAGAGAAUAAAGCAAGAUCAGCUGCUCGUAAGGUUUUUUAAAAACAACAACACACAUAUCGGAUUUAGGUCAGAAAGCAGGCUGUGAAGGAGCAGGACCGGCCGUGCGGUUUGUCAGGGUUCCCCCAGGGGAAGCCUAUCCUCCCCGUCCCCCCGGUCCUGUAAAUAAAUACAUGAGCCUCAGAUCCAGUCCUGGUCAUCUAGGACGAUGAUGACGUGAUGUAAUUGAUUGAUUAUGGCUAAAAAAAAAUAAGUAUAAUUCUGGGCAUCUGGCAGGCAUCCUGGCUCCGUUGAUUUUGCUUUAAGGUUUCCUGGCAAAUCAGUGGAGCUAAGAUCUCGCCCCAGGUGUCUGGUUUGGGAGGGGAGCUGCUUCCUUCCCCUACUUUCCUCCUCCCCCCCCCAUCGGAGGGCAAUGUCUUCCUUCCCAGAUCUAGUUGUAAGAAGGAAGACACAAUCCACGAGCUGUUGGUGUCUUCCUCGCGCGGAGGCUUCUGCACCAAGGGAUGGACGGACAGACGGACGGUCCCAGCAAGGUUGAGUUUUGAAACUCCAGCGCCUGUUUGGAGGCUUCCGAGUUGCUUUUGUCGGCAAAAUACGCGACAUGGAGCACUUUGUGGGAUUCAGUGCCUUCAGCUGGGGUGCACAUUUUACCGAAGAAGAAAAGCGUAGGAACAAGAAAAAGGUGGGCUUCAGCAGAUCCUUGUCUCUGCUAGAGACUGGUGAGGAAUGGGGGUUCUUCGGAGAGCAGAAUUUCAGCCACCCCUGUAGUUCAUUACAUAGUAGGUAACCUAGCACCGUUGGGUGCUCUCAGAAGGAGGCCGUGCUGGGCUUCCUUCUAAUCGAUGAAAUUGUUCCAGAUGUUAUGGCUGGAGGGUAGCAGAGCAGACUGGUCAGUCCUGUGGCAUUGGCUGGCUUUCUGCCUUUGGCAGACGGGGCCAAGAGAGUCAUGCCCGGAAAGGGAUGGGCCCUGGAAAAAGGCAGUCAGGGGGUGGGACGUCCUUGUUCCCUGCAUCAGCAAUACUCUAAUGAAUUUAGAGAUUGGUGAGGUGCAUUUUGAAGGUAGAGCCUGGCCUUUACUUUAAAAAGAGAGAGACAAAACUUCCGUUUCGGCAGAUGAUCUCUGCGAGGCUCAGCCCUCACACACACACACACACACGCAAGGGCAGGCAGCUACUGAAGCCGCCGUGAAAGGUCAUUCCAGAAGGUCGUUGGGCGCACUUGGACAUAGAGAGAGGCCAAGCAGAGCUGGUUCUCACAGGGGUCGCUGUCGUUCCUUCCUCCACAGCAUUGUCAAAAUACUAAUUUUCUUUCGAUGCCUUAAUUUUAAGUGAACAGAAAGGCCUGAAAAAUGCAGGUAGCCUCACGGAUUCUUUGGGCAGGAAAAAAGAGCUGAGCCUCACUUCUACAGAAGUAAUUUGGUACAGUUCUUUUUUUUUUCCUUUUUUUUUUGGGGGCCAUUUGGCUUGUUGGGAAAUGGUUUCACCUUGAAACAGAAGCUGUUAUCCAGUGGCUAUCUGACUGCAUUUUCAUUUUAUUUUUAUUUUUUGCCCUUGGAAAAAGGGAAAACUUGAGCACAAGCUUAAAUAUAUACUGUCUGCUGCAAACAUUUGAGAAAUCAGCCACGGCCACCCGAUCCCAUCCGUCUUUCUUCAUUAUCUCAUGAUAGCUCAUACUUCUGGGUGAGCUCCUUGUUAGACGUUUUUUAAAAAGAUCUAUUAUAUAUAUAAAUAUAUGUGUAUUUAAAGGUGCUAAUCAACCUUGAGCAGGUCACGUGACUGGUCAUGCGGACUCUAGAAUCAUAUCAGAUUUUUUUUAAAAGGAAAAAAUAUCCUCAAUAUAUGCAGAUGUUAUACAGAAUUUUCUUACCAGUGUAAUAAUGAUAUACUGAUUUAAAAUGAAAUAUCCUGCAGGUUUUGAAGGACAAUAGGUCAGCAAUACUUCCCAUCGUGGCUUGGGGGAGGAAAUUUUUAAAAAGGAUCAUUUUUGUCUCCUUUUUUUGUACACAGCAUAAUGCACAAUGCGUUGGCGUUUUUGUUUUUUUUCUAUCAGUAGCUGUUGCUUGGGGAAUUUAAAAACAAUGUUCAGAAGGUUAUACAAACUGGAAAGGUAUGCUUUAAAACAAAACCGAAUAACCUCCAGACCCUUCUGAACCUGUCUUGCAUUGUUUCAUUAUGGAAGUUCCUACUAGUAUGCAGCAAGAGAUGAGCUACAGGCAGAAGCUUCAACGAUGUUUGUUUUUUGCAUAUAGAUCCGUCAGCUUCUCAGAUACUUUUUGUUUAUUUGUUAGUCCUGGCGCAGCCUUGCGUUGGCAUCUAGGGAUACCAGCCGUGCUAAGGAGUACGCUUUGCAUCUAAUUGUGGGCUCGUGUGUGCAAAAUGUGGUAUACGUCACAGGAACAUAAUGGGUCCUGAACGCAUGAGAAAGAGGAGGCUUGCCGUCUGCUUUGCUGUUUAGGUCUAAAUCGGCAGAUCAGCAUCGGAGCCUUUUAGAGCAUCGGUUGAAAGCUCAAGACGGACUCCCGCCUUCCUCGUAGUGGUUGCUGAGCUUUUUUGACCUGCACUGAUGGAGCUGUUUUAACUUGCCUUAUUUCAUUCCCCCCC